This is a messenger RNA of Magallana angulata, 2416 nucleotides long. RefSeq lists its product as uncharacterized. The record is from RefSeq and is a predicted model, not a curated record. The transcript has 2 exons. Bases 131 to 2143 code for a protein of 670 amino acids. NCBI's taxonomy places the organism in Eukaryota, Metazoa, Mollusca, Bivalvia, Ostreida, Ostreidae.
GUAGAUAACCUGACUGCUGUAGGACUCGGUGAGAUGAGGUAUGAUGACCUGUACGUGACCUUUAGUUCCCAGGGUUCCACUCUCCAACAACGCUCUUUGAUUGGUCACACACCGACUACAUGUACACCAAAUGGCUCUUCAGGAAAUGUCUGAGUCAGUGUAUGUGGGGAUGUGUCACAAGAUAGGGACCCCACAAAAGGUGACCUCCAGGAGAGAUAUAGUGGAUAUGAAGGAGCUGUUCAACAAUCAAAAUGGUGUGGGGGGAUCAAUGAGGAGUGGAAGUAUGAGAGAAGGAUUUAGAUUUAGUGAUUCAGAUGUAGACACUAUGUUCUGGCCAACUAACCUCCGAGUGAUCUGGGACUUCUCUCAGUCUGAGUAUUACAACAUACACAGACGGACACUGAUUCUCUGUGACAGUUCUGAGAGUCCAGCAGGAUUUACGUUACUUUGGUUACCAUUGGAAAGAGCUGGACAGAUAGUGUUGUCAUCGUGUGUGAGGAUGAAUGGGAGACUCUAUAUAUCAAGUUCUAAAUUCAGAGAGAACAUGUGUGAAUCAAUCGAUCCUAAUAGCAGGAUACAUGGACCAUGUAGCAGUGGAACAAGAGGUCCAAAAGAAGUUUCACUAGAAUACGAUGAUGCUUUUUGUUUUGCCAGUGAUUUUUGGCCCCCCUCUGCCUCCUCAUGGAUAGACAGAUGUCACUCAUGGCCCCCACCUCAUGUUGUCAAUGACAUAGUUAGAAAUGAAUGUCACUUUGUAGCAAUAGGACACAAACUAGGAAAUCAUGAAGAUAAAGAAUGGAGAAUUUCUUUCUCUCAGGCAGAGUACAAACUUGUGUGUUCAAUGAAUCAUACACAGUUCUUAACUUAUGGUUUGUUAAAAUUGUUCUUAAAGGAAAUAAUUAACAAUGCAUUAGGAGAUGAAGAUAAACUACUGUGUUCCUACCACAUGAAAACAGCUGUUUUUUGGGCCAUUCAACAAAACACAUUACCUCAGUGGUGUCCACAAAAUCUCCUGGCCGGUUUCUGGGUCUGCUUCAAACUUCUCCUUAAAUGGGUGUAUGAAGGAAUUAGUCCAAACUUUUUCAUUCCAGAAAACAACAUGUUUCUGAGCAAAAUCCAUGGCCAAGCACAAACAAGUUUAUUCAGCCGACUGUAUGGGUUGUAUGAGAAGGGUAUAGCAUUGCUGCUACACAGUCCCUCCAUCAGGUCCUCUAUCAUUGAUGUCCUCUGUAAUCCCAGACUCACGGUGUGUACUGAUGAACACACUCUGAUCUCUGAGGCUGAGUUUGAUGUAGAAUUAUUUAGUGAAAUACGUAGUAAAGAUUCACUACACACAUCAGACCUACAGCUCUGUAUGAAGUACCUACACACAGUAGAACAGUUAAUAGGUUCUCCCCUGUCACAGUAUCAAGUUGUAAGUUUACAGAAACAUACAGCCACCAUCCUUCAGUACACUGCUUUUAUAUUACACAACAUGUGCACAAACACAGGUGUCAACAAACAGGUGUAUAUUGCAGACAAAAUGUCCUGUCACAUGCUGAAAUUAGCAGCCAAGUUUGGGUGUGUUUCUGACAUGUUGUACAUUGCCAUGUAUUAUUACAAGACACUCAGAUACAGGGAAGCUUUAUCUGUUAUAGAGAUGACAAAGGUCAAGUUAGCACAGCCAUAUCUGAUGUAUAAUAGACAUGUAGACAGAGAGAGGUAUACUGAGGCUGUAGGGGGACAUUCCUGGUCUACAAAGAUGAGACAGGCUGUAGCUAUGGCUAUCAGCCUUCACAAUGAAAUAUGUUAUAUUAACGAACUUAUACCAGAACAACAGUCUAGUAGACAAAACGGAGGGCCUGCAUGGUAUAUUCCUCCCCAUGUACUGUUACACAUGUUAGAGUUUUUAAGUUCUAGACAUGUUGACACAAUGAGAGCACAAACAGCUCUAGAUGAUCUACAAGUCCUAGUCCACCAUGAUCAGGGACUGUAUGUAAAUUAUUUAGAGAGAGAUAUCUCCUUGGAGAUCCUGGGGAUCUGUCAACAGAUCACAGGGAACCUCCAGGCUGCCCUGUACUCAUACCAACAGUCACUCAGACAAUAUCCAUGGAAUAAAAUACAAACUGCUACCACACAGAGAAUCCAUGAGUUACAAUUUUAAGUUCAGUUAAAAAUAAAAUUAAAUCCAGGUGUAUAUGUACCAGGUAUUUACAUGAAAGUUUUUAAUAGGAUCAUACAGCUAUAAAAUUUUGCAAAGAAAUACAAGUUCUUUGAGAAGCUUAAACAUUUCUGCACAGUGACUAGGAACACUUUCAUUGAAAUCUUGCACAGUAGUUAGGUCACAUGAUGUGUGUACUGAUGAUGGUGAGAUCACUACAAUGGAUAUACACACGACAUCUUUGUUUUAUUUUGAGGAUAACCUAGCUGUUGUUUC